Klebsormidium nitens is the source of this 1262-nucleotide messenger RNA. Lineage: Eukaryota; Viridiplantae; Streptophyta; Klebsormidiophyceae; Klebsormidiales; Klebsormidiaceae. The record is from the annotation of a GenBank genome assembly.
CAAGAAUUCCUUUGAGUCGCCACCUCAGAUCAGAGUCAGGGCCCUCUUUUCCUUCCACUGUCCAGUUGCUGCGGAAGCUCGCAGCUUCGCCCAUUCGCUGAAAUCCGUGUACAGACUUUGGUGUUCGCAAUCUUUCACUGCAACGCUCGCGCAUCUUCAGUGCUUGACAAGUUAAGCACUGCAAGUAAGUCUCCUGCGCGCUGACCCUUUCUUUGACCUUCAACCGGCACUUGCACUGGAGACGCCAGCUGCUUCGAACAUUUGAGUACCUGGUCGAUCUGGGCAGCUGGUUGAUCAGUAGGUCGCGGUGGUCUGAGUUUUGGCGGCUUCUCAGAGGAUCUUCUUUUGCGUCUCAGACUCCACCAGGUCACAGUGACGUCACACACGCAACCGUGAAGGGAUAUGGGUCCCAUGGUAACACCGCCGCCCACGUACACGGCAAGCGAGUACCUGGCCAACGACUUUUGGAAGAAGAAGAUCUCCUACUUCUUCGACUUUCUCGACGUCGACAAGAAUGGCUUCCUCGCGCAGGAUGACAAGGACCGCUCGCUUGUGCUCACUCUAGCCCAGAUCAAGAAGCCCCUGACCGAGGCGGAUCUGGCCUCCUUCAAUAUUGGCUACGACGAAGCGUGGACCUUCUACGGCUUCAAGGGGAUCCCCCUCAGCAAGAGGGACAUGAUUCAGCACAUGGCGGACAAGUGUGGCACCUCGGGCAUCGCGGAGUAUCUCGAGAAGAUCGGCAAUCGCUGGUUCGGCCUUCUUGACGAAGACGGCGAUGAAGAGGUUUCUUGGGUGGAGUUCUGCAACAUGCACAAGGGGGCCGGGCGCAAUUGGGAGGAGGAUGCAAAGCUGUCGUUCGAGGCUAUCGACACGGACGGCGAUGGCCAUAUCUCAAAGCAGGAGUGGACGAACAUGGUUUGGGGGUUCUUCAUGGGGCUCGACCCGACCUCCCCGAGCCGAUUCAUGUGGAACAACUUUGACAAGCUGCAGGCAACCACCGUGGUACCGGUUUACUAAGCACAAAACGAAGAUGGCAGAAGUGCCGGAAAGGAUGUUGCUGUAGCGACGUAACGUCGGAAAGUGGGUGUUGGGAUUGUUUUGUCGGAAGGUAGAACUGGUUCCGUCGGAAGUCCAAUUGUAUCAUUGAACAGACGCGCCGCAGCGUUUUUGCGAACCAUGCUCAACUUGAAUUGUAGCCCGCGCGAAAUAUCAAAUUGCGCGCCAGCAGUCCCUCACGUCGGAUCGUAUGUCGGGUGCGGUAA